This is a messenger RNA of Moneuplotes crassus, 3477 nucleotides long. The record is from the annotation of a GenBank genome assembly. Lineage: Eukaryota; Ciliophora; Spirotrichea; Euplotida; Euplotidae.
AGCAUGUAUUCGCUUAGAGAGAGUAUACGGGAGUGUACCAAGCCAGACGCUAAUGAGUUCAUUGUGUUCCCCAAAAUCCGCCAUUCGAAUUCCAAAAACCAUCGAGGCAUGAAGCUAAACAAGAGCUUGAAGCGUGAAUCUAUAUCCAAAUAAACUGAAGUUAAAGGCUCAGCUUUAUGAAAGAGGUUCUGCCUCUAAAAGUCUUCGAAAACAUAAAGGAACUGAUCUAGCUCAAGAGGUUCAAACCAGUAGAAAUAAUUACUUAAAUACACUGAAAAUGCCAUAUAAGCACUCGGGUAUUUACCAGAGCACUGAAACUCUUAAGACUUACACUACUAUCCCGAAUUUCGAUGCCCGCAGGAACUCGCAUAUGAAAUACUGGUCACCAGGAAGGUCAGAGAGUGGGCAUGCCUCUCCAGUGGCAUUGCAAGGGCCACUUGGUCUGAGUGGGAUUCAAAGUAAUCGCACAGGCUCUAAACUAGGCUCACUUAUAAAUAACAGUAAAAUAUUGACUUCCCAGACUGAGCUAAAGGCUGCCACUAGCACACGAAGUACAAGCUUGAUGGAGAACCUCAGGAAGAAGAUCAAGAAGCAUGCCAAGGAGUAUGAUACUAACCUGAUCAGUAAGAAGAUGAACAACGUCAGUAUUCAACUACCUGAUUUGUCAAUACAAGGGUUCAGCGAUGGUCCCCAUGCCAAUGAUCAGGAUAAGGAGAACAAACCAAAAUUGGCCAAAGGAAAACCUCCAAAAUUAAACAUAAUCAAGGAAGAAAUCAAAGAAGAGAUUCGAAGGCCACUCCGGAGGUCUCGGAAUGCUUCUAAAACUACAAGACUCAAGAAACAGUCACAAACACUUCCUGAGAACAGGAUGGAUGACUCCACGAGUGAGGCCUACUCCGAAGCCUAUUCUGAAGAUUUCUCUGAAAACGAUCUUUACUCCUCAAGUUUUUACGAUAACGAUAAGACCAGGGAGAAGGAAGCGCUGUAUAAAGCUGGUUCAAAGAAUUAUAAAGAGUAUAUCAAGGAAAUAGAACGAUCAAACAUUCUUCCAAGGAAGAUGGGAUUUCAAGGGGAAAAUGAAAAGAAGGGCAAUAUGUUCCUCCGAUCCUUCUACAUUGGUAAUACAUACGCCAACCCAUUGUCCAAAGGAAUUAAGGAUCUUGACACUCUCCAGAAGAUAAACCUCAGUCGAUGAGGGUUGAAGGAUGAAGGAUUCAUCAAAAUUAUCCAAAAUGCACCUUAUAGCUUACAGGAAUUGGACAUCUCUGGUAACUCAAAUUUUGGCAUAAAGUGAUACGAAGAACUGGCAAAAAUAGUAAGCAAAAGAGACAUUGAACUCGUCUCUCUGAAUAUGGAGAAUAACAAAGCGGGUGACACAGCUAUCAAGAUUAUCAUGGACUCCUUGAUCUACAAUGGUAGCUUGAAAUGACUCAAUAUUAACAAAAACUGUAUCACUGAUCUUGGCGCUCAAUACAUCACUGAAAUGGUCCAAUGAAACUCCUCAAUCUCUGUCUUACUAAUGAACUGGAAUAAGAUACUCAGCAAGGGAGGUGUCUCGGUCUGUACUGCUGUUGGUCAGAAUAAGAAUAUUCAAGUAUUCGAUAUCUCGUUCAACAAUAUUGGGUCCAAAAAUGGCACCAAAAUGGCUGAGACCUUUAAGAAACUAUUCUUGGAGAAUAAGACUCUGAUCCAUCUCGACAUUUCACACUGAAAGUUUACCAUUGACGAGCUCAAAAUUAUGAAUGAAGGACUCAAGAGGAAUCACUCAAUUUUAGGCCUGCAUAUGGUUGGCAAUAAGGGGAAAAUUGACACUCUCGGGUUUAUUGACCCUGAAGUAGACUCUGAUAUAGCAAUCACUCACAUAUCUUCACGACUUUCAUCAGAGUUACAGACAGGAAAAGUAAAAUAACAAAGAGAAAAUCAAGCUGAGCGCUUGCUCUAAUUGAUGGAUCUGUGAAGGAUGGACAGAAGUCAAAUUUGAAUUCACGCCUGGGAUCUCCUCCCAAGUCCCUCAUGAUCCUGAGAAGCCAUUGUAUCUACAUAUCUCCUCUGAUGGGUACAAGGAGGAUCUCAUGCUUCCUGAUCCUGAAAAGUCAGGGACUUACAGCUCUCUCAGGAUGGUGCCUCCCGGAGAAUGUACCUUCUACUUCAGUUUUGAUGAGAAAAAAUUAUUAGCCGAUGAUAUGCCUAAUUGAGUAACUACUGAAAUCGAAAAUUUUACUGUCCCAAAGACAAAUAUUAUCGAAAAUAUCAUCCAGAAGAAUGCCCUGAUCACUGAGACCUAUAUGGCCAGCAUGAAGUGCACUCCUAGGCCUCCUCCGAAGUACAUGGCUGGCAACAAGAGGCUUAAGACUCCUUGGGAUUAUUUCAAAUCCGUCUUUAGAACCUACAAACCUGAUAACCAGAAGAUCCUGAACGGAUGCUUCGAGGUUGACUGGGACAACACUAAGAUUGGCAAGAUCAUUAAGAACGGAGAUGAGCUAGUCAAAGUAAAGAGAUACCUUAAAAAGAACUACAAGAGCUUCAGAGAAACCUAUAAGUAUUACUCUGCUGUGGCUCCAAUCGGGAUCGUUGUCUCCAUCGGAACCAACACUCUCAGUGAUGUCGUCAGCAACUGCCAUGAGGUGAUCAAUAAUGAAAAUUUUAAGCUAAGUGAUCUUGAUUUUGAAUUCGUUGCGACAAAGGCAGGUCUCAUCAAGUCUAAAUUUAACCCUGACAGGCAGCUGGUCAGGCAUGAAUUCAUUGAGAUUUUUGUAAGAAUCGCCAUAACGAAAUACUUCAAGAGUAAAUUAGUUGAUAGUAUCUCUGAAGCGGUCAUAAAACUUUAUGAAGAGAACCUCAAACCGAUGUUUUCACUAUUUGACUGCCACAAAUGGAGGGCCCAGAAGUUGUGGAAUGAGGAAUGAGACCUUACUUUGAAAAGACACUUGAAUGUCUUAAAUAACAUCUACAAGAAAUAUAUAGGCAGAUAUGCCCUCCCUGGGACUCCCAAGUACAUGUCCUGAGACGAGUUCUUUGACCUUAUAUGAGCCUGCGGAGUUGUCGAUGACAAUUUUGGUCAAAGAGAAAUCAGCGUACUCUUUAACCUUGCUAUGAUGACGCAGAAGAAUGAGCUUGAAAGUGAUAAGCAUCUUAACAUGAUAUUUGUGGAAUUCAUGGAAGCUACAGCUCGAGUCGCUGAUAAGUUAAACCUUCCUCCUUUGGUAGACGAAAGCGAAGAGAGGGACCCUAACGAGCGGCUACAUGCCAACCUUUCCCGAAGAAUAAAGAAGCCUUAUCCAGGUCUCAGCUUAAACUACAAAAUUGAAACCUUGAUUUAUUUGAUGGCAAAAUCUUGACUGAAGAAAAACGACUUAGAGGCCAUGGAGAGAGGAGUGCUCAAAUAUUAUGAUGAGAAGAAGAGACUACCAAAAGCUAAGAAAUACGGAAUCUCGAGUAAAAAGUAUUAAUCCAGAUUCAAUAGCCUGGUUUAUAUUG